Molecule: messenger RNA, 1868 nt
Organism: Polistes canadensis
Lineage: Eukaryota; Metazoa; Arthropoda; Insecta; Hymenoptera; Vespidae
Product: prolactin regulatory element-binding protein
Exons: 4
Coding region: 376-1677 (433 amino acids)
Biological process (GO): protein secretion
Cellular component (GO): endoplasmic reticulum membrane
Molecular function (GO): GTPase activator activity; protein binding; guanyl-nucleotide exchange factor activity
Source: RefSeq, a predicted model, not a curated record
AAUAGAACUAUCACGCGAAAGAUUGAGUACGUGUUCAUAUCAAUAUUUUGUCAAUUAUUUCCUAAUAGAAAACUCAUUAAAAACACUUUUUAUUUAUAUUUAAUUGUAAUUUAUUUAUAGUUUAUCGUGCAUUAUUUUUUGUUUUAAUUUAUAUUUAAAAUUGCUUUUAAAGGUUAUAUUUAAGAAAGUGAUUUAUACAAGGUUAAGAUCCUCAUAAAAUUUGCAAUGGAACAUAUCUAUGAAACGUGGAACUUAUAGCAUUGGUAAUAUUGUAAAUUUUUAAUAAAUAGUUAUAUAUAUAAUUAGUGAGUGAAAUUGUAUAAAAAAGGAAAAACAAGGAAAUAUCAAUCUACUUAAAAAGAAAAUAAAUGCAUAAUGCCUUCAAGAAGAAACAAAGGUGGCCUCUUAGCUAGGGUUAAUUUUCCACUUUACACAUUGCAAAUGUUGACUAGUAGACAUAUACUUGUUGGAGGUGGUGGUGGUUCUUCAAAAACUGGAGUAGCAAAUGGAUUUGAAAUAUUUGAACUUCUACACGAUGGAGUACAAUUUAUUGCUGAAGAAGUUACAAGACACGAAACUGGUCCUAUCGUGGUAAUGAACUGUGCUACUUACAAUAAUGCGAAAAGAUCCUGGAUACUAGCUGGUCAAGAAAAUCAUUGUCAGUUGUAUAACGUUAACACUAAAAUAGUCAACCUAGAGAAUGGUGAGAUUAUUAAGAAAGUUACCAAUGUAACCAAGGAUAGUGUUAGAAAUAGAAAAGCAAAUGAAAAAAUGGAAGAAGAAAGAAAGUCAAUGAAGGGGAAAAUAGAAGAAAUUAAAGACGACAAUUCUAAUAUUAAAAGUAAAAGAUUACAGUUAGUAAUCAAACCAGUUGACAGUGUUCAAACAGAUUUUAGCGAAGACGAAUCGCUGCAAAGAAUAGUUCGCAUAAGUUCGAAUGGAAAAUUAAUGGCUACCGGUGGUACGGAUGGUUGCAUAAGAAUAUGGAAAUUUCCGCAACUGCAGAAAUUGCAUGACUUAAAAGCUCAUCAAAAAGAAAUAGAUGAUAUAGACUUUAGUCCGGAUGGUAACUCAUUAAUAACCAUAGCUAAAGAUGGGAAAGCAAUUUUAUGGGACGUCGCAAGUGGAUCAUUGAAUAAAGAACUUACGUGGAAUUCUCCUAAUAAUACUAAAUAUAUGUACAAGAGAUGUCGAUUUAGAAUAUCAGAAGUGAAUAUAUCAUUAAAUCAAUUAUUUCUUCUUUCUAAUGCAACUAUGGGAAAGGAUUCAAGUUUUCUCCAAUUGUGGGAUACGGAGUCUGGCAAUAUUAUUAAAUCUAUUACUUAUAAGGAAACUUUAUCUGCUUUAGCAGUCUCAGACGAUGGCAAAUUUGUAGCCGUUGGAACAAUGUUCUCUGGUAGCGUAGACAUAUACGUUGCUUUCAGCUUAAGAAGAGUAUUACAUGUACCUGGCGCACACAAUAUGUUUGUAACUGGUUUAGAAUUCUUACCAACAAAAUUAGAUGGACCACCUAUCACUAGUAAUACAGAAACUUCUGUAAUUAGCAUUUCUAUAGAUAACAGAAUUUGUAUACACAGUAUACCGUUUAGACAUACAAUACCAUUCUGGCUCGGAAUGUUUCUGAUAAUCUUGUGCAUCUGCGCAGCAUUUACAUUUUGUAGCUAUCUUGGUAUUUGACUGACACAAUUAAUUGUCCAACUAUCGCAUGAAUUUGUUUGUAUCAGAAAGAAGCAUUUGCAAAUAUUUCAAUUACUACAAUCUAAAUCCUAUUACAUUUCACAUUAGAAAUAAAAACUUUAUUAAACAUGUAUGUAAUAUCUGAUAAAUUGCAGGAUUGAUAAAAAUAUAUAUGUAUAUAUAUAUGUAUA